AUGGACCCGCCGCCGGCCACAUAUUACGGCCCGCUCGAUAAAAGGAAUCCAGUUAUUUUAACUUUUAAUCGAGACAUUAAAAUGUUUUUUAAACAGAUGAAAAUAGCAAAGUCUAACAUCGUUCAAGCUAAAGGGAUUAAACUUCUCGUGGAAAUAUGGCAAAAGUACAAACAUCGCCUGCCUGACAAGUUACACCAGGAGUGCAUGUUGCAGGUUGCAGACUUCCUUUCUGAAAUAAAGCUGUACCAAAUGGCUCUGUGGUAUGGCUACAGACCCUAUUUGUUGCAGUUCAGCUCAGUGAAAGUAACCCAGAUCACAGACGUGGAUCACUUCAUAGCCUGCUUUUUCCCUGAUGGCUUUCAUACAGAACAAGACAGUACAGUGAAGGUGCGUGCAAUGCUUGGCUGUGCUAAGUGUAUCUUUGAGGAGGAGAAAAAGAGCAGCACCCUUAGCGAGAGGGGACUCUGMGAACUGCUGCGUGUGCUGAACUUCAUCAGGAGCAUGAUGCAGGCAUUUCAGCAGCGUGAACACCUCUCCUGGUUGAUAUAUGAUGGAUCGUCACUCAUUUACAAUAUCUGCCGUUACUUGAUGAGUGUGAAAUGCAGUGAGCAGGCACUGGAGUACCUUCUGUGGGCGAGCAUCAGUUGGGAGUUGUGCGUCCCUUCGAUGAGAGCCAAAUAUCUUCCACUGAUUGUCGCGCUGUACUGUGCGGUCUGCUACUGUCACUUCGACAACCAGGCUGAAGAGCAAGCAGAG
Molecule: messenger RNA, 756 nt
Organism: Austrofundulus limnaeus
Lineage: Eukaryota; Metazoa; Chordata; Actinopteri; Cyprinodontiformes; Rivulidae
Gene: cfap54
Product: cilia and flagella associated protein 54
Biological process (GO): cilium assembly
Source: RefSeq, a predicted model, not a curated record